This is a messenger RNA of Chaetomium fimeti, 1653 nucleotides long. RefSeq lists its product as uncharacterized. Bases 266 to 1591 code for a protein of 441 amino acids. NCBI's taxonomy places the organism in Eukaryota, Fungi, Ascomycota, Sordariomycetes, Sordariales, Chaetomiaceae. The transcript has a single exon. The record is from RefSeq and is a predicted model, not a curated record. Gene Ontology annotation, molecular function: FAD binding.
CUUCGACAUUCGGUUGUAACUUGUACGCGCAACUCGCAGACUUGGACACAAGCAGGACUCGGUCCUAGUUUGUUCGUGAUUGGUCAGAGGCUCGGGUGGCCGUCGGCCGAGCAGGGACUUGCCAGCGGACUUUGAGACCCGAGACGGCCUGCGAGUGUCUUAUCGGUCCCCGUCCAAGGCAUCUGAGUGGCAACCAUGUAAAGACUUACCUUCCACCGAAUUGGAGACGGCCCCGGCACAUCCCACAGCAUCCACCUCCCGCACUAUGUCUGCGGAACGCAAGCUACGAGUCCUCAUCGUCGGCGCCUCCAUCGCGGGACCCGCGGCAGCCUACUGGUUCGCCAAAGCAGGCGCCCAAGUGACAGUGAUCGAGCGCUUCCCAAAACUCCGAACCAAUGGCCAGAAUGUCGAUAUCCGGUCCGUCGGCGUGACCGUGAUGCGCAAGAUACCCGGUAUGGAAGCCGCCGUCCGCGCCAAAGCCGUGCCCAUGACCGGCAUCAGCUUCGUCGACACCCACGACCGGCCCUUCGCAACCAUUCACGCGACAGGCAACCCCGACCAGCAAUCCCUCGUCUCGGAAUACGAAAUCCUCCGCGGCGACCUCUCCAAGAUUCUCUUCGACCUAACCGACCCCAACCCCAACAUAACCUACAUAUUCGACGAACAAAUCUCCUCCCUUAGCACGCCCGCCAACCCCAACGACCCUAUCACCGUAACCUUUACCAACCACCACCUCCCCCCACAACCCUUCGACCUAAUCAUCGCCGCGGACGGCGCCUCCUCCCGCACCCGCGCCCUAGGCCUCAACUGCCCCGUCGACGCCUACACCCACCCCCUACACGCCUGGGCAGCCUACUUCUCCAUCCCGCACUCCCUCCUACCCACUUCCGCCCCAACCACCGGCCGCGCCUACAACCUCCCCGGCGGGCGCUUCAUCGCCCUCGCCCCCUCGGCCCAACCCAACACAAGCCAAGUCACCAUCCUCCGCACCCACCCCCGCAACAACAACAACGACCCAUCCAACAUGCACCCCUUCCGCACCGCCCAAACCACCGGCACCGACGCCCUGCGCACCUUCAUCGCGCAACAAUUCCCCACCGCCACCUCCGGCUGGAAGUGCAACACAAUCCUCACCGCCAUGCAGCACAUCCCCGCCGACGAGUUCUACGCCAGCGAGAUGGUGCAGGUCAAGAUCGCCCCGGCCGGUAAGCUAUCGCAGGGCCGGGUGGUGCUGGUGGGCGACGCCGGGUAUGCGGCGGGCCCGACGGGGGGCGGGACGAGUCUCGCGCUGGCGGGGGCGUAUGUCCUUGCUGGGGAGGUGGGGAGGUAUAUGCGUGGGGAGGGUGGGUUGGAGGGGGCGUUGCGGAGGUAUGAGGUGGUGAUGCGGCCGGUGGUGGAGGAGUUGCAGACGCUUCCGAGGUUUGCGCAGGGGGUGUUUGCGCCGCAGACGAGGUGGGGGCUGUGGGUGAGGAAUGCGGUGUUGUGGUUCGUGUGCUGGUCGGGGUUGUUGGGGUUUGGGCAGCGGUGGUUUGCGAGUGCGUUUGGGGAGCGCGAGGAGGGGAGGUUGCCCGAGUAUGAGUGGGUUGCUUGAGGGUUGGGUUGUUUACUGAUGUAGUUUGGGGGCUUAACUCCACUCAAUCAUAACAGAAUAUG